AUGCCGGAUUUAACAAUUCAUUCUCUAAGAGAAUUUUGGUUUAAAUGGCGUUCAUCACGUGUACUUAUUUUAUUUAUUGUCUUUGUUGCUUUAUUUCUUGAUAAUAUGCUUUUAACUACUAUUGUACCUAUUAUUCCUGAUUAUCUUUAUCAUCUUCAAAAUCCUAAAUCACCCAUGGAUGAAACAUACAAAUUUCUAGCUAAAAAUUGUUCUAAUGAUGAACUUGUUCGACAUCGAAGUUAUUUUGUUCGUCAUCCAUUUCAAUUUCGAAAAAUACUUCGUACAUCUUGUAAUUGGACAGUUGAUUGGGCUAUGAAUAAAACAGAAAUCGAAAAUAAACAACGAACAAUAAUUUUAGAAAAUGAAAAUCGAUGGGUUGGAGUUAUGUUUGCAUCAAAAGCUUUCGUUCAAUUACUAACAAAUCCAUUUAUUGGGCCAUUAACAAAUCGAGUGGGUUAUAGUUUGCCAAUGUUUUCUGGAUUCGUUAUUAUGUUUGUAUCAACUCUUACGUUUGUUUUUAGUAAAAGUUUUGGUUUAUUAUUUCUUGCUCGUGCAAUACAAGGUAUUGGAUCUGCUUGUUCGAGUGUAUCAGGACUUGGAAUGUUAGCUGAUCGUUAUCCGGAUGAUGAAGAACGAGGUAAAGCAAUGGGAACUGCAUUAGGUGGAUUGGCACUUGGUGUAUUAGUUGGUCCACCAUUUGGAGGAUUUAUGUAUGAAUAUGUUGGUAAAGCAUCACCAUUUUUAGUUUUAGCAGCACUAGGCUUAUUUGAUGGAAUAUUACAAUUAUCUGUAUUACAACCUGGUGUAUCUGGUGAACCAGUAGAAGGGGCUUCUUUGAAAACACUUAUUAAAGAUCCAUAUAUUCUUGUUGCUGCUGGUGCAAUUACAUUUGGUAAUGUUGGAAUUGCAAUGAUGGAACCAUCAUUACCCAUUUGGAUGAUGACAACAAUGAGAGCAAGCGAAUUCCAACAAGGAGCUGCAUUUUUACCUGCUUCAAUUUCAUAUUUAAUUGGUACGAAUCUAUUUGGACCAAUGGCUCAUAAAAUGGGAAGAUGGUUAUGUUGCAUGAUUGGUAUGAUACUUAUAUCUGUUGCUUUAAUUGGUGUACCAAUGGCUACAAGUAUCUAUGGUCUAAUUAUUCCAAAUGGUAUACUUGGUUUUGCUAUUGGUAUGGUUGAUUCAUCAAUGAUGCCAACAAUGGGUUAUUUAGUUGAUUUACGUCAUGCAUCUGUAUAUGGAAGUGUUUAUGCCAUUGCCGAUGUUGCAUUUUGUCUUGGUUUUGCAAUAGGUCCUGCAAUGAGUGGUUUUAUCGUACAUGCAUUUGGUUUUCGUUGUAUGCUGUAUACGAUUGCAUUUAUUUGUCUUUGCUAUGCACCUUUAAUGUUCUUUCUACGAAAUCCACCAGCAAAAGAUGAAAAAAUGUCAUUAAUUAUGAAUGAAAAUCAUAGUUCAUUUUCUUAUGCACGUAGCAAAUCAAUUGACAAUGAUAGUGGUUAUUGA
Molecule: messenger RNA, 1500 nt
Organism: Adineta steineri
Lineage: Eukaryota; Metazoa; Rotifera; Eurotatoria; Adinetida; Adinetidae
Source: the annotation of a GenBank genome assembly